CUGUUUGCCAUCUGUACACUGCUGUUCUUCUACCACCUCGUCCCGCGCUUCACACCGACAAUCGAUGCUAUGGUUGCACACAUGCUGCCCUCACACUCGACUUCUGACGCGGCGUUCUGCACAAAAGAUGUCGGCGGCGCACAUUGCUGCGGGUUGUAUCUCGCUGCCGCACCGUGCGUGGAUCAAUGUCGCAAGGAACAUGUUGACCGGGUUACGUUGAGUUUGACGCAGGAGUAUGACGAGUGUGCGGAUGUGUGUAUGGCGGGGUAUGAGGAGGGGUGUGGAAAG
Dothidotthia symphoricarpi CBS 119687 is the source of this 288-nucleotide messenger RNA. RefSeq lists its product as uncharacterized. The record is from RefSeq and is a predicted model, not a curated record. The transcript has a single exon. Lineage: Eukaryota; Fungi; Ascomycota; Dothideomycetes; Pleosporales; Dothidotthiaceae. The annotation marks the transcript as partial.